This is a messenger RNA of Aspergillus tanneri, 1557 nucleotides long. RefSeq lists its product as uncharacterized. NCBI's taxonomy places the organism in Eukaryota, Fungi, Ascomycota, Eurotiomycetes, Eurotiales, Aspergillaceae. The transcript is spliced from 3 exons. Gene Ontology annotation, cellular component: membrane. The record is from RefSeq and is a predicted model, not a curated record. Gene Ontology annotation, molecular function: transmembrane transporter activity. Bases 1 to 1557 code for a protein of 518 amino acids. Gene Ontology annotation, biological process: transmembrane transport.
AUGGGAAUAAUAAAAUUCCACCAAGUGCGUGCCGUACCGCAAGAUGAUCAAGAGAGAUCCGGCCUGGAUGCAGAUGCGAGGAAACUGGCCGAGAUGGGCUACGCACAGGAGAUGAAGCGCAAUUUCUCGGUGCUGUCCCUGCUGGGUGUGGCUUUCUCGCUGGCCAACUCCUGGUUUGGCAUCUCUGCGUCGCUGAUCACCGGCAUCAACUCCGGGGGCACGGUGUUGACUAUGUAUGGCAUCCCCUGGAUCGCCUUCAUUUCCACCUGUGUCGGCGUCACCUUGUCCGAGCUGGCGUCAGCCAUGCCCAACUCCGGAGGCCAGUACUUCUGGGCCAGCGAGCUGGCGCCCCCACGAUAUGCCUCGUUCGCCUCGUACCUGACGGGGUGGCUUGCGUGGGCUGGAGCCAUCUUCACCUGCGCCAGUGUGGCCCUGAGCUUGGGAUCGGCUGGGGUCGGUAUGUGGAGGUUGACGCAUCCAGACUUUGAACUUAAGCCCUGGCAGACGGUGGUCGCGUACGAGGUAAUCAAUUUCUUUGCGUUUCUAUUCAACUGCGUGGGUAAAGUCCUGCCCAAGGUAGCCACCACUACUCUGUAUAUCUCGUUGAUCUCGUUCACCGUCAUAUUGAUCACCGUGCCCGCCGUGGCCCCAACGCACGCGUCAGCGCAGUUCGUCUUCGCGAACUUCGUCAACUCAACGGGCUGGCCCUCAGACGGCCUUGCCUUCCUAGUGGGCCUGAUUAAUCCCAACUGGGUGUUUGCUUGCCUUGACUCGGCCACCCAUCUGGCCGAGGAGGUGACGCGCCCCGAACGCAGCAUUCCCAUUGCCAUCCUCUGCACCGUACUGAUCGGGUUCACCACCUCCUGGUUCUAUUGCAUCUCCAUGUUUUUUAGCCUGCGCGACCUGGAAGAGAUCCUCAACACCCCGACCCAGGUACCGAUUCUGGCCCUCUUCUACCAGGCUCUGCAGAACAAGGCCGGGGCCGUCGUUCUCGAGUCCCUGAUCCUGGCGACGGGCAUUGGAUGCCAGAUCGCCUGCCACACCUGGCAGUCGCGCCUGUGCUGGUCGUUUGCGCGCGAUCGCGGGCUCCCCGCCGCCGGGUUCCUGGCUCAAGUUCAUCCGACGUUGGACGUACCAUUGAACGCGCACAGCGUGAGCUGCUUCAUCGUGGGGCUGUUGGGACUGUUGUAUCUGGGUUCGUCUACGGCGUUCAACAGCAUGGUAACGGCGUGCAUCGUGCUAUUGUACAGCUCGUACGUAGUGCCGAUUGUCUGUCUGCUGUGGCGGGGACGCGAAAGUAUAGCCCAUGGUCCGUUUUGGCUGGGACGCGUUGGACUGGCGUGUAAUAUUGUGGUGUUGAUGUGGACCUUGUUCUGCCUGGUGAUCUAUUCGUUUCCUUCGGUGUAUCCGGUGACACCUGGUGAUAUGAACUACAUAUCGGCUGUGUAUGGUGUCGUGGCGGUGGUGAUUGCGGCCGACUGGUUCCUGCGAGGACGACGGUCAUUCCGUGGACAGACAGCACGACAUAGGGAGGUUGAAGAGCAGAUCAGACGGUAG